CAAGUUUUUAUUUUUAGUACUCUAUACACCUAGCAUAGGGCUCAAACUCAUGACCCUGAGAUCAAGAGUCUCAUGCUCUUCUGACUGAGCCAGCCAGGGGCUCCUGGUCUACUUUCCUUUUAGAUCUGUCAUCCUUGGGAGCCCUUCCAAGGCACAUCUCCCCCUUUUCUUUGAAGCUGUUCUCUGGUUCUGUCCCACAGGCAGAAGCCACCCUUGCUUCUGGGGAAGACAGGGGACGUGGGGGAAUUAGCACAGCUGUUUCAAAAGCCAUUCUUGAAUGAAUUACCCUAACAGUUGCCCCUCAGCUUCUCCUGCCCUUUAUCUUUGUUGACUCCACUUGGAGUUUCUUCAAAGCUCCCUUGGCAAGAACCAUAUUUAAUGCACCUUUGGUAACUUGUACUACAUUUUCCUCCCCUCUGGUUUCUUUGUGAAUGCAAAUCUGUUUCUGUCUUCCUGGAAUUCCUCCAAAUUCUUUGUCCACUGAUGGCAUCCUUUCUUGUCUUCCCAUAUUAUCGUUUCAUCCUUUUUAAAAAUUUGAAUAUACUUAGUUUAUUCCUGAAAGCUCUUAAUGAAGGAGAGGGUAAAUGUAUGUUGUACUUCAUGCCCAGUGACCUAUUAAGUAUAUUAACAUAUCACUUCCUAUUAUAUAUAUUUUUAAUUAUUUGUUUCAAUUCCCACUUGAAAAUUGAGUGGUAUGAAUAGAGAUUUUAAAGCCACUUACAAUUUCAGUUCAAAUGGUGAAAGAUCAUUCUUUUCCUACAUGUACCUUUAACUAUUCAAGCAAGGCCAUGGAAAUUUAUAUGUGCAAAUUGUUUUCCCCUAUUUGAAGCCAAUGAAAUGUAUACAAACUAGCUAUACAAUUGCAUUUCAAUAGAAUCUAGAACAGGGGUCUGCAAACCUUUUCUGUAAAGAGCCAGGCAGGAAAUACCUUAGGCCUUGUGGGCCAUAUGUCAGUGUCACAACUAUUCCACUCUACCGUCGUGGUGUGGAAGCAGCCAUAGACAGGACAUGAACUUUACUAAUUGGACACCGAAAUUUGAAUUCAUACGGUCUUCCCAUGUCAUGAACUAUUAUUAUUUUUUUUCAAACAUUAAAAAAAUGAAAGACCACAGGCAGCACAAAACCAGGGUGCCAGCUAGAUUUGGCUCAUGGACUGUAGUUUGUGGACUCCUGGUCACAAGGGAAAAUGUCUGUACUGUCAGCAGAUUUUUCCUUUUAGCUUUCACGUUUCCAUUCAUAACUGUAAAAAAUGCACUAUUUGGGGGGCAAGAUGUAGUAACACAGACUUCAUGUCUUAGUGGGGAGCAGUUCCACCACAUUCUGUUAGUUUUUCUACCUUUUCACGUUUCACUUUGAGCUAGAAAAAGCCCAGUUUGUGGAAAUGGUUGGUCAGCCAGCUUCACAGUUGAGCACCAAUUAAAAUGGUCAACCUAAGCUCUUACUGUGGAGAGAUUUCUUCUUCCGUGGUGAGGUUUUCUAGAUGAAUCUGGCAUGGCUGAAGGUGUGGCGGAGCCCGGAAAACGUUUUGGCGUUCUUGUAUAGCCUGUUGCCUCGAGAGGAAAGGUCGUUCGGAUUGUCCCACUGUGUCUAGGUGCUGGUAUUUUUAGACGCGUUCGGUUGAGAGUCCCGACCUUCACUUGUGUCUCUAGCACUGCCGUGCAGGCUGUUACACUGCUUUGUACACCGUGUGCCAUGCCAGCGCGUGUGCCGUGGUGGCAGUGACGUUGGCAGAUGGAGCAGGUGGAAUUCGACCUCUGUUUAUUCCCGUGUGUGCCCUGGCAAGGCAACAUUGCAGUUGUCCUGGCUGUCCGUGCUGUCGGAGAUGCUGAUGAGCAAGAGUCCAAGGUGCGAGGAACUUUCUCCGGAGCCAGACCUCUCAGUAAUUGUGCAAUCUUAAAAAAAACUGUGUCCUCAUGUCGUAACCUCAGUAUCUGUUUUUGUGAAAUGGUGAAUACAGUACCUCCUUUGCCAGAUUGUUGGAAAGAGUAAUGAAAACACACGGAAGCAGUAUGGCGUAUGCCAGGCUUUCAAAAGUGAACAGCCUUCCCUUUAAACCCGGAAAGUGAGCUUCACUACGUAGAAUAGCUAACCUUUAACUGACCAGUUAGGAUGUAUAUCUGGUUUAACUCAGUCCUCAUAGUAACACAGUGAAGUACAUUAGAGUGAUCCCCAGAUGAAGAAACUGAGGCGCAAAAUGGUGGCUAACUUGGUCAGGGUCCUAUUAGUAAAAGGAGAAACUGGGAUUUGAAGCGAGGCAGCCUAACUUGAGUCCCCGCGUUCACGACUGUUUUUGCCUCUGCUAAACGAUAGCCUGGCCUUACUGAGAAAAGUUGAAGCUUUGGCCACAGGGGUUUCACGUAAGAACAUACCUGAUUGCCAAGUGCUCCAGGCAUGCCUGUCACAUUCAGUCAGGAGUGCUCAACAACAGAAAUUUGAAGACUGGACGUUGGCUAGAAUACUUAACCCUCACCGGAAAGUCGUCUCUUCCUAAAUUGGCACUUAGAAUCCAGCCGCUAGGAUCCAGGAUUUAAUGUACUACACGUCCACACUCCUACACAAAACUUGAAGGCGGUUAUGUGUGUUUACCAGGUCGACCUGCCGACCACCACAGAGAGAGGGUCCCAACUACAGUCUCACAAAACUCUAGAAAGAUAGUUACAUUUCAUAGUGACUCAGGACAAAUCACUUAAGCUUAUGAACUUUAGUGUCCUCAUCUAUGAAAGAGCCAAGGAGUUUUUGAGAGGGUAACAGAUCACAAGUAAAAGUGCUCAGUAUACCAUAAAACGCACUACCAGUGUAAGGCAGUUCUUCGUCAGUGUUUGACAGAAUUCCUUGGGGCUUUACUGUCUCUUGGCAUCUUUUCUAGUGUAUGUAUGUAUGUAUGUAUGUGUGUGUGUAUUUGGUUAGUUACCCCAAGAAGCCUAGUGAAAAUUAGCUACUGAACAAGGGAAGUAAAUUUUCUGAGGUUUCAACACAUGGCCAGCAGAUGGCAGCAUAGGAUUGCUGUUUCCAUGAUGGCUUCCUGUGACGUUGGUCGUUUACAGUUUGUGUAUACUCUGCUCUUUGAGGUUUCCUUGGGCCCAGGGUUGGUGAGCUCCAGCAGCUUCCCAGUGUGCUCCAUGGGACACGGCACGAGCAGGCUCUAUAGUGCUCUCGCCAAGACACUGAACAGCAGCACUGCCUCCCAGCACCCGGAGUAUUUGGUGUCACCGGAUCCAGAACAUCUGGAGCCCAUUGAUCCUAAAGAACUCCUUGAGGAAUGCAGGGCUGUCCUGCACACUCGACCCCCCCGAUUCCAGAGGGAUUUUGUGGACCUGAGGACGGAUCACCCCAGCAGCCACCCACCUAUUAGGGUCAUGCAGUGGAACAUCCUUGCCCAAGCUCUUGGAGAAGGAAAAGACAACUUUGUGCAAUGCCCUGUGGAAGCACUCAAGUGGGAAGAAAGGAAAUGUCUCAUCCUAGAAGAAAUCCUGGCCUACCAGCCUGAUAUAUUGUGCCUCCAAGAGGUGGACCAUUAUUUUGACACCUUCCAACCACUCCUCAGUAGACUGGGCUAUCAAGGCACAUUUUUCCCCAAGCCCUGGUCACCUUGUCUAGAUGUGGAACACAACAACGGACCAGAUGGCUGUGCCUUGUUUUUUCUCCAGAACCGAUUCAAGCUAGUCAAUAGUGCCAAUAUCAGGCUGACGGCCAUGACACUGAAAACCAAUCAGGUGGCCAUUGCACAGACCCUAGAGUGCAAGGAGUCCAGUAGACAGUUCUGUAUCGCUGUCACCCACUUAAAAGCACGCACUGGCUGGGAACGAUUUCGCUCAGCUCAGGGUUGUGACCUUCUCCAGAACCUCCAAAACAUCACUCAAGGAGCCAAGAUUCCCCUUAUCAUCUGUGGGGACUUCAACGCAGAGCCAACAGAGGAGGUCUACAAACACUUUGCUUCCUCCAGCCUCAACCUGAACAGUGCCUACAAGCUGCUGAGUGCUGACGGGCAGUCAGAGCCCCCGUAUACUACCUGGAAGAUCCGGACCUCAGGGGAGUGCCGGCACACGCUGGAUUAUAUCUGGUAUUCUAAACACGCUCUGAGUGUGAGGUCAGCUCUUGAUUUGCUCACCGAAGAACAGAUUGGACCCAACCGGCUACCGUCUUUUAAUUAUCCUUCAGACCAUCUGUCUCUAGUGUGUGACUUCAGCUUUAAUGAGGAACCUGAUGGACUUUUAUAAAUGCUCGUCUGUGUCUUUUUCAUCACAAGAAGUCUUAACCAGGGAUGUUUCAGGAAACUGAAAUAGGAUAAAAAGUUGCCUGAGGAAGGAUUCCCAAUUUCUUUUACAUCAUUUUCCGUGUUUCCAGCAUGCCCUUGGGAACCCAGGAAUCCCAUUAGUCCACAAACCUUUUCCAUUAAAACCUACAGCGAAAAAGGUGUUUGCACUCCAGUUUUGGCUUGUAUUGUUUUCUUUCCCUUAGCAUUACAUUUUGAUCAUUUAAGGGUAUUUCAAUUAGGCUUGUUUUGUAGCUUUUUUCAGUUUAAGGAUGCUAUAUAAAAACAGACUUGCUUGAGUCCUCCGUAGAUAAUAAUAAGUAUACAGGAGCAAUUUCUCUAGAUAGCAUUUCAAGUUAUUUAUUUGUGGGUUUUUAGAAUGCCAACAAGAUAUGCAUGGCAAUAUUUAUUUUUUUAUAUCUUCAUGUAAGAUGAAGUAAAUAAGAACAUUAUGAACAUUUUAAACCCUUGCAAACCAUAAGUUAUAGAGUAAUUUAUAGUGAUUUUCUUAAAUCUCUGAGAUAUUUUUACUUCAGGUCUAACAGUAGCCGUGUACGAAGGGACUAUUUAGCCUGAAGGCAUUUUUUUGUUAUUUAAGUGACAAUAUCAGGUUUCCUUGAUGCAUUCUUCAUCAGUAAUGCUUGCUAUGCCUCCAUGUUCCCAUAAUUGUGUUUCUUAAAGAGAUUCCAUGGCCAGUCAGUCUUCACUAUUUAAUCACUGUUUUGCAUUUAUCGUUUUCCAUUGGAAUGCUAUGGUAUAUACAUUUGAAGUCACCCAGUGUCUAUUUGUAUUGGACUGUGCUUUUCACAAUUAGGAACUGUUAUGUUGGCAGUAGCUAAGAAAGUAAGUGGGACCUGCUUUUCAGAGACGGGAAAGUAGAAAGCCUAUUAACGAAGCUGUCAUUGAAAUUUCCUAAGAUAGCCAGGUGACUAGUUCAAAACGUCUAGAAAGAAGAGUAUAAAAAGUCUGAAAGAUAACCUGGAAUUCUCUUCCAUAGGAAAUAAAAGUGGUAAAGAUAACAGGCGAAGCCCCCUCCAAACAAAAUCCCAACAAGUAACCUAUUGGUAAUAAACUGGUAAAUAUUUUAACCCAUGAGUUGUAAAUAUUUAAGAAUAAUAAAUGGUCUUUUAAAGCUA
Messenger RNA from Felis catus (domestic cat), 5388 nucleotides. It is a transcript of the gene NOCT, whose product is annotated as nocturnin. The record is from RefSeq and is a predicted model, not a curated record. Gene Ontology annotation, biological process: circadian rhythm. Bases 2976 to 4217 code for a protein of 413 amino acids. The transcript has 3 exons. Gene Ontology annotation, molecular function: poly(A)-specific ribonuclease activity. NCBI's taxonomy places the organism in Eukaryota, Metazoa, Chordata, Mammalia, Carnivora, Felidae.